Molecule: messenger RNA, 406 nt
Organism: Dermacentor silvarum
Lineage: Eukaryota; Metazoa; Arthropoda; Arachnida; Ixodida; Ixodidae
Exons: 2
Coding region: 32-388 (118 amino acids)
Source: RefSeq, a predicted model, not a curated record
CGUGGGCGAAGAGAGUCAUGUGUUCGGCAAGAUGGCUUCCUUGCUGAGUAGCCAGGCUUCCCGGUUCAAGCCGCUGACAAACGUAAUUUGGCUUCAGCACCUGGCUCACUGGCUAUCGCGAGAGAGUUCCGAGACCAAGACUGCGCUCGUGCCAUGGCUGCGCGUGCUCACCGUCGCCACGUCAGUCCAGGACGUGACCGAGGAGACCGCCGAUGUCACCGCCAAUGUCGCCGCCGGCCACCGCCCGCUGCAACUUAUGCGCCGUCGCCCCAAGCGGCCCAAGCAGAACGCCCUGAAACCGGCCGACAAAUCGGGCGGAACCGACCACCCCUCUGCCACCGGGUCAUCUCAGCAAAGGCAGUCCAGCGGUACCGACGGCCUUUCAUAGCGCUCAACAGGAUGAUAC